Pelodiscus sinensis (Chinese soft-shelled turtle) is the source of this 1204-nucleotide messenger RNA. Lineage: Eukaryota; Metazoa; Chordata; Testudines; Trionychidae. The record is from RefSeq and is a predicted model, not a curated record.
AAGAGGAUGGGUCAAAGACUGUUCUACAAGGCGCACUUUGCAUGUGAUGGGCUGCACCGUGGUUCUGUGCUUCAGUCUUGGCUACUUUUGGAGUAUGUCCAAUUAUACCUGGCAGGAAACACCAGUCAAGAUCUUCAACACAGUGAGAAAGAUUUACUCAAAGCCACAGAUUCUAAGGCCACCCAACCGUACCCACCUCUUGGAGAACUUGCUGGAAAUUGAAUUACCAAGAAUGAUUUACGCAAAGCCACAGGUUCUAAAGCCACCGAGAAAUGACGUCCUUAUGAUGACUCCAUGGUUUGCACCAAUAGUUUGGGAAGGGACCUAUAACCUCGAUAUCCUGAAUGAGCAGUUCCGACAAAGGAAUGUCACUGUAGGACUAACAGUUUUUGCAAUCAAAAAGUAUGUCGUAUUUCUCAAGACAUUUUUAGAAACUGCAGAGAUGUACUUUAUGGUUGGACAUAAAGUAAACUAUUACAUUUUCACAGACAGACCACAAGAAGUUCCUAAAGUUGAGCUCAAAGAAGGAAGGAACGUAGUAGUUCUGCAAGUCCAAAACUACUCGAGAUGGCAAGAAAUCUCUAUGCGACGCAUGGAAAUGAUCAACCACUUCUCCAAGAAGCAGUUCAUUAAUGAGGUCGACUACCUUGUGUGUGUUGACGUAGACAUGAGGUUUAAUGACUUAGUUGGAGUAGAAAUCCUGAGCAACUUGUUUGGCACACUACACCCAGGAUUCUACGGUUCAGAGCGUCGGUCUUUCACCUAUGAACGUCGACCUGCUUCUCAAGCUUAUGUGCCCCAUGAUGAGGGUGACUUUUACUAUGCUGCAGCAUUUUUUGGAGGAACAGUAAAGGAGGUUUACAAGCUGACCAAGAAAUGCCAUGAAGCCAUCAUGGUGGACAAAGACAAUGGAAUUGAGGCAAUAUGGCAAGAAGAGAGUCACUUAAACAAGUAUUUUGUUUACCACAAACCAACUAAAAUACUUUCCCCAGAAUACCUGUGGGAUGACAAUAUAGGUAGGCCAGAGAUCCUUAGGAAAAGGAGGUUUCUUGCUGUACCAAAGAACCAUACUGCAAUCAGAAAUAAAUGAAAUUCUUCUCUGACUGGUCUUAGUGUUGUGGUGGGCAAUCUGCAGGACAAAUGUGGCCCAAAGUAAUUUGAUGUUGCUGAUGUUGAUCAUUUGCAGGCACCACACAUCACAGCU